Messenger RNA from Eremomyces bilateralis CBS 781.70, 1495 nucleotides. Its product is annotated as NIPSNAP-domain-containing protein. NCBI's taxonomy places the organism in Eukaryota, Fungi, Ascomycota, Dothideomycetes, Eremomycetales, Eremomycetaceae. Bases 301 to 1320 code for a protein of 339 amino acids. The record is from RefSeq and is a predicted model, not a curated record. Gene Ontology annotation, cellular component: mitochondrion. The transcript has 3 exons.
CGCAGGAAGUUGUUAUUAUUCCGACCAAAGAACUAAUCCCCCAGACCGGGACAGAGUUACAGGCAACGGGCAAAGGCGGCAACCCCAAUAUCAAGUCAAUUAUUCCACAUCCCCUUCUCCAUCCUCUCGAACCCUACCACCGUUCCACCCACGUCCUUUCGCGUCCACGUCCAACUGCGUAUACUACGACGUUACCACGACGUUUGCUACUCCCAUCCGCUCAUUGCUCGCCUCCAAUUCUCUCGAUUCACGCUUGAAUCACCUUUGUUAGACGCGUCAAGCUUGCAAGACGACGCAACGAUGCUCGUCCACCGUACCCGUCCCCUGGCCGCUCGCCUUGCCCAUUCGCCCGCUUCGAUCCCUCUCUCUGCCACAUUAGCCCUCCGUACCUUUUCUUCCGGCGCCUCUCUUAACGAAGAGCGCGCCCCGGCCCUGGCUGACAUCACUGUGGACGGCGUGGAUCGGUUCAAUGCGAGGCAGCAGGACUUCCGUACCCAGCUCGCCGAUGCACAGAAGCGCAAGGACCAGCUAGAAAAAGAAGCACGCGCUCGCGAAGUGGGCGAAAACGGUUCCAAGAAGGGCCGCCUCUCCACUCUUCUCCACGGCACACCCGAAGGCCGCGAUUACGACAAACAGAUCGAACAGAGCUUCAGCCAAGUUCUUGCGCGAGGCAAAUACGUCCAUAGCAUCGUCUUUCACGAGGUCAAGCCGGGAAAAGUGGACGAAUACGUUAAGUUGGUGGGUAGCUGGUAUCCGCGUGUAGCCACCAAUCCGCAGUUCAAGGUGAAUCUUGUGGGUAGCUGGAGAACGGAAGUCGGAGAUUGCGAUACCUUCGUCCACAUCUGGGAGUACCAGCGGUAUCAAGGCUACCAUGCCUCUCUGCACGCCAUCCAGCGGGAUCCGGGGUUCGGUCCAUUUGACGCGCAACUGAAGAACUUGAUAACCACUAAGAGCACCUCUCUGAUGCAGGAAUUCUCCUUCUGGCCGACCACGCCUCCCCGCAAUCUCGGCGGCCUCUUCGAACUCCGAUCCUACACCCUCCACCCCGGCAACCUUCUCGAGUGGGAGACCCAUUGGCGCCGCGGCCUGAAAGCCCGCCGCGAGGUGAUGGAAGGCGUGGGCGCCUGGUUUGUCCAGAUCGGCGACCUUAACACCGUCCACCAUCUCUGGCAGUUCGCCGAUCUCGAGGAGCGGAAGGUUCGGCGGGAGCAGAGCUGGAGCAUCGAGGGGUGGGGCGAGACGGUACACAAGACCGUGCCGCUGAUUCAGACCAUGCGGAGUCGGAUUCUUAUUCCGAUGCCCUGGAGUCCCGUUGCCUAGAUAUUUGGGCGGGCGUAGACUUUACUAGGAAAAGGCCUUGAGCACCUCAGGAACCUCGACGAGUGGUGAGCUGCGAGAUUGGAGACCUGUCCUCAUACUCGGGCUUUAUUCUAGUCUUGCUGGGAGGCGUUCGCGUUGCUUCGAUCAUUUGAAGCCCAUGGGAUCUGAAGCGGUA